Messenger RNA from Zonotrichia leucophrys gambelii, 2849 nucleotides. RefSeq names its product adenosine deaminase domain containing 1 (gene ADAD1). The coding region runs from base 571 to 2253 and encodes 560 amino acids. The record is from RefSeq and is a predicted model, not a curated record. Lineage: Eukaryota; Metazoa; Chordata; Aves; Passeriformes; Passerellidae. Gene Ontology annotation, cellular component: cytoplasm; nucleolus. The transcript has 12 exons. Gene Ontology annotation, biological process: adenosine to inosine editing; RNA processing. Gene Ontology annotation, molecular function: tRNA-specific adenosine deaminase activity; double-stranded RNA adenosine deaminase activity; double-stranded RNA binding.
CGAGGUCAAGCCCAGGAGCCGGGAGCUCGGCAAGCAGCCGGAAGGCGGGAAGCGCCGCCCCCACCCAGCAGCGCGGACGCGGCGCUUUCGCCGGGAUCGGGGAAGCGGCUGCUCCCGCUCCCUCACGGCUCUGGCGGCUUCGGGUGCCCCCCUUGCCCGGCGGGAGCGGCCCGGGAAGGUGAAGCAGGCGGCUGGGAAGCGCUACUGAAGCCGAGGCGGCAGCACAGGGGCAAAGCUUAGGGGCGCCCUCGCUCCCUCAGCUCCUCCCUCAGCUGCAGCGGCGGCCUCGCGCCUCGGCCGCGCCCCUCACAAAGGGCGGGAAGGGCCGAGAGGGGCCGGCCCCGGCUCCGAGGGACCGGCGGGCUGAGGGGGGAGCGCUGCUCGGCUCUCGGAGGCCAUCGCCUCAGGGCAGCCGGCACUUCCUCGGCUCCUCCAGCUUCGUGAACCCUUAGGGGCGCUCCGCCUGUCCGCGGGUGUGAGCGCUGAGGAACCCUCCACAGCAGGACCAGGGCAGCAGGUGCAGGUCGGUCGGAAAUUGCGAGCAGCACUGGCUGCUUUGAGGGUGCGGCAAUGUUCGCCUUCGACCCCGCACCUGAGAAGAUUUUGCUCCCCGAGGUUCUCAGACAGCCAGUUUCAAAGGAUCUCUCCGAGCCAGUGAUUGCAAGGCUGAAUCCUCCACCUUGUAUGAUUUCAUCACCAGGGGUGAUGAAAAAUCCAGGACAUUUUCUUUCUGAAGGAGCUGACACCACCACAUUUUCAGCCUUUCCCUCGCAGAAUGACCUGGAUUUGAUUAAAAGAUACAAACAGGGAGUAAUAAACUCAGUGUCUGCCUUGCAUCUGUUUGCCAAAACACACCACCUGCAGCUUGCAUUGAAGGAAACCAGCGUGGCAGGCGACGUCAUAAGGCCUUACUUUGCCUUUUGUGCUGUGAUAAAUGGUGUUUGCUACAAGACUGGGCUGGGAAGGAACAAGAAGGAAUCUAAAUUAAAUGCAGCUAAACUGGCUCUUGCUGAGCUACUCAACCUGGAGAAUACAGGGGCAAAGUCUUUUGAAGAUUCAGCUUUUUCCUGUGUUCCUGCUGAGCCUCGACCUCCAGGAAACUCUGCUUGUGUUUCAAGAACUGGAGGAGAACAUAUCUAUCAAAAGCUCUCACAAAUGCUGGAGGAAGUGUUCAACCGCCUGACCAGCCAACACCCCGAGUACCAAAGCUGUGGCAGCUCCCUGGCUGCCUUCAUCAUUGAGAAGGGGGGGCAGCACGAGGUGGUGGCUCUGGGGACGGGAGAAUGCAACUACAGCCGGCGCGUGGAGUCCUGCGGGCGGCUCCUGCACGACAGCCAUGCCAUCGUCACUGCCAGGCGUUCCCUGCUCAGAUACUUGUACAGGCACCUUUUGCUGUUCUAUAACAAAAAUCCAGCCAAGGCAGAUAGAUCCAUAUUUUGCACAGCACCAGGCUCGAAGCUGCUUACCUUAAAGCAGAACAUAACUCUGUCUCUCUACAUGAACCAACUUCCAAAAGGAACUGCUCAGUUAAAAUCAGAGGUGCAUCUGGGUCCCCAGUCCAUCUCUGCUUACGAAGCCAGCGAAGAGCUGAGUCUGCACGUUGCCCUGGAAGGCAGGAUUUACCUGGCUGUCUGCUGUCCCCCCAAGACUGUCAGAGUGAGCAGCAUGUCAGCUGGGGACAAACUCACCAAGUGGGAGGUGGUUGGUCUUCAGGGAGCCUUGCUGAGCCACUUCAUCGAACCCGUGUACAUCAGCAACAUUCUUGUGGGAAAUGGAAGUUGUAAGGACACAAAAGGACUGGACAUAACCAUAAAGCAGCGUCUUGAUGAUGAACUCAUUUCGAAGCUUCCUGUGCAUUACCUGGUCAACAGAUCUCACAUUUACUUGGUGAAAGCUGCACUGCCAAUCCAAACAGAUUUGAACCAGUGGUCGCUUAGUUUGAAUUGGACAUUGUCAGAUGCAUCCUUGGAGGUUGUGGAUGGAUUAAGUGGGAAAACCACUGAAAGCUCCCCGUUCCGCAGCGGCACCUGCCUGGCCAGCCGCCUCUGCAAGGCCGCCAUGUUCAGCCGCUUCAGGAUGCUCGCCAGGGAAGCAGGACGGGCUGACCUGCUCCAGUUUCCAACGUACCAUGAGGCAAAGAUUAAAUCUCAGUUGUACCAAGAAGCUAAGAGCUUGCUGCAGAGCUACCUAGAGCAGCACAGUUACGGAUCGUGGAUUGUGAAGUCUCCGCAUAUUGAACAGUUCAGUGAUUGAUGGAGGUGGAUUAAAUGUCAAGUUGGUUUGAAUGAUCUGUUUCCGUAAAUAGAGUUCUGAGUAGUAAAAUGUUCAGCUUUCAAGUUGGUAGUUACAGGAAGAAAACAAUUCCAGAACUGCUUCUUGUCAGUUUAAAUGCAGUUAUUAAACUACCUGUAGUAGUUCAGUCUUUUCCCAAAAUUGAUGUUUGCUCAUAGGUGGGAGUAUCCAACAGCUUUGUAAAACUUUGUUCUGCUUUGCCCCCCGGUGCCACCUCAUUUCCUCUCACUGACCCUGACUCCUACAAAUCCCCACCCUGUGGAAUUAACAUGGUUUUUUCCUGAUAGUUUCAGGAUUUCUGUACAUUGAUUUCUUCUUUUUCCUCCCUUUCUCAUAACUUUAGAAAAGAAAAAAAAACAGUAAAAGCUUGAUUUCUUUAGAAAAAAGGCAUGCUAAUAUGAGAGUCUUCCAGGAAAAAAAAACACAUGGACAAUCUGUGCUUAUCUGUAGGCAUUCGUCCUUUGCUGGGAGUUUUGUUUAGUGUCAGUCUGCCAGCUGGCUUAUGGCUUAUGUUGUUUGUGCUAGAAGAGUUAAAUAAUAAUUUUUGUCCUUCCAAA